This is a messenger RNA of Quercus robur (English oak), 1751 nucleotides long. Its product is annotated as glutaminyl-peptide cyclotransferase. Lineage: Eukaryota; Viridiplantae; Streptophyta; Magnoliopsida; Fagales; Fagaceae. The record is from RefSeq and is a predicted model, not a curated record. Gene Ontology annotation, molecular function: glutaminyl-peptide cyclotransferase activity. The transcript has 11 exons. Bases 292 to 1302 code for a protein of 336 amino acids.
AUAAAUUUACACCUGUAACAGGGUGUAUUUUCUCCUGACCAGGGGCUCAUCUCAGUCUUAUCUCACUACAAAUUUUUGACUUACGCUUAUAGCCGAGUCCCCAACGCAUCAUCCUAUCAGAAACGCCCAAGUGAAUUUGAUUUUGUUAACGUAAGACUAGUUAGAAGUCUCCUUAUUUAACCAGGAAAAAAAAAUCCCAUGAACAGUUAGAAAAUCCUUAUUAUUCCAGAUAAUCCAUUCUGUCAUCAAACCCCCAAAUUCCGUGAACAAAAAAAAAUCAAAGAUUUAUCGAUGAAGAGCGGAUCGAACAAGAAGAAGCUGAAUAAACGAUCGAACCUGAAGCCUCAGAGUCCAACAAGUCCAAUGGACUCCUCGUGCCCUAAAAUUCCUCCCUCUUCUUCUCCUUCAAGAUACGGCAGUGCCUGUCUCAUCGUUUCAGGUGUUCUAACUCUCUCCUCUAUAAUUCUUCUCGGCCUUACCUCGGAAAUUUGGGACACCUACAAGUCCCCACAAGACGACCCAUUUCCCAGAAUUUACACCAUCGAGGUACUCAACGAGUUUCCUCACGACCCCGAUGCCUUCACUCAGGGGCUUCUUUAUGCAGGAAAUGACACCUUAUAUGAAUCAACUGGUCUUUUGAAGAAGUCAUCGGUUCGGAAAGUUGCACUUCAGACUGGGAAGGUUGAGGUUCUCCAGAAGAUGGAUGAUUCUUACUUUGGGGAGGGUUUAACUCUUCUUGAUGAAAGGCUGUUCCAAGUAACGUGGUUGAAGGAUACUGGUUUCAUAUAUGACCGAAAUAAUUUAAGCAAAUUUGAGAAAUUUACCCAUCAGAUGAAAGAUGGUUGGGGUCUGGCAACUGAUGAAAAUGUCUUGUUUGGAAGUGAUGGGACUUCAACAUUGUAUCUGAUUAACCAUCAAAAUUUCAAAGUCAUAGGAAAACAUAUUGUCACAUAUAAUGGUCGUGAAGUAAACAACCUUAAUGAACUGGAGUAUAUAAAUGGAGAAGUUUGGGCAAAUGUUUGGCAGACUGACUGCAUUGCUAGAAUCUCACCUAAGGAUGGUACUUUGCUUGGAUGGGUUCUUCUUCAAAAUUUAAGGGAAAAUUUGGUACGAGCUGGGAAUAAUGGUAUUGAUGUUUUAAAUGGCAUAGCCUGGGACUGUGCUAAAAAGCGCAUCUUUGUGACAGGAAAACUUUGGCCAAAGCUUUAUGAGAUCAAGCUGCAUCAAGUAAACGAAACAGUUAAAAGUGGAAUUAUUGAGCAGCUUUGCUUGCGGGAGCUAGCCUUUUUUACAAAGUCAUAGACAAAAAAAUAAAAAUAAUCAUGAAGUUCUCGACAUUUGGAAGCAUUCCUCAAAUUUUGGACCGUCAAUGCACAGGAAAAACCUUUUGCUCGGAGAAUAAAGUUACAAGCAUGAAAGAGCAGUCAUUUAGAGGAGGGAUAUUGUUAGGAUCAAAUUAUAGUGGGAAAGAUGGAGGCAUAAAGGUAAAUUUGAAAGAAUUCUUUGGACGAUAGCACACAUGUUACUGAGAAAGAAUUCCAAUAAUAAUAAAAAAAAGUCUUUAUUGGUUGUUGAAAAAAGAUGAUUCCCUCCUUAACUAUCAUUUAUCCAGUAAGGCAGUAACCAUGUUUGCAUACUUGGCAAACAAAACUCGGUGAGGGAUGGUGGACACAGUUGCAUCUUGUACAUUGUUAGAAGCAGAAAAUAAAAUCUAAACCAUAAAAUGGAUGAAAUAAACAGGAUUUGAAAUA